Messenger RNA from Amoebophrya sp. A120, 2854 nucleotides. The record is from the annotation of a GenBank genome assembly. NCBI's taxonomy places the organism in Eukaryota, Dinophyceae, Syndiniales, Amoebophryaceae.
AUGCAGCUUCUGAUCAGCGAGCAGAGCAAGUUUGAUGACAUAUGUCAUCGAAUUUUGAGGAGGAAGCCAAAAGUUUAUCUCGAUACGGAGUUUGUCAGGAAAGGUUCGCUCUUUGACAUGCAUUUGCAUGCUUCAUCAUUUCUAUUUGUGUCAUGUGGUACUGGUAGGUCUAGCGUAGAUCAUGUUUGAGUAUCUUCUUGUUGCGAGAGUCUGGCUAGUACCUGUUAUUCAUUGUCGCACGCAAUGUGUACUAGUUGUACGGAAUAAUCAAAGGCAAAAUACCCUCGUCAAAUGAAAUCUUUCAGGUAAGACAUUCCACGCCGUCCUUUCCUUGAUUCAAAUCGCGGCCGAGAUUCCGGAGGAAAACUGCUCCAUUCGGGCCGUGGUAGAUGCGUUUUUGGUGACCGACUUAUCCCUUUUCGGCCAGAUCCUGGACGACCACGAAAUAUUGAAAGUGUUGCACGCCCCGUCGGAGGAUUUUCGCAUCUUUCUGCACCUGUUCAAGGGCCUACCAAAAAAUGUUUUCGACACGCAGUGUGCGGCCAGUGUUUCGGAUGUGCUCGGGACAAAUAGCACCAGCCCGGGGAACUGCAUCGGAUACGGGAAGCUUUGUACUUCUUUAUCUAUGAUGGGAUGAAAUAAAUGCUACGACUACGAGCUGCAUCCGAUGGAAUUUGCUAGAAAAAAAGAUAGCUUCAUUCAAGUUCAACAACUGCGCAACUUCUAUACCACCAGGUAAAGCCGUCCUGAAUAUCGAUGUCGAUAAAAGCAUGCAGAACACAGAUUGGGAAAAACGACCGCUGACCAAGGCGCAUUUGGACUACGCCAUCCUGGAUGUUGAGUACUUGAUUCCGCUCGAGCGUAUCUUGUCUCAACAGUUGGAGCAGGCGGGAAAAUGGUAGAUAUUUUCUCAUCAACAUCGAGCGCCUUCUAGAAACGGCCCCAAGUGGUCGUGUGAAAGAUUGUUGCGGCAGUCAGGUGCUUCUUGACUUUGAAAUUUUGAUUAACAGGCGGUCGCCCUGCCCCGCUUGUCGUGCGCGUACUGAUGACUUAUUUGCAAACUACUUUUCGUGCUGCUUUUAUACCAGGUCAAAAUACAUGGUCGAGCUUGCUUCCACGGUCAUGAAGCCGGAGGCCUACAAAGCACAGCCGGAAAAGCUGACCCGGCGCAUGUGUCAAGAAACGUUGGAUUGGUACAAGCACAAGGAGGAUCAGUUUGGGGAUGUCACUUUCGAGGAGCCGGAAGCGAACCGCAUUUUGGCCCUGAUGCAGAACCAACACAACGGCAUACCCGGGAAGAAAGGCCCAAAAGGUGGCGGAAAGGGCGGCAGCAGCAGUAGCAGUUCCAUGUUGCCUGUCGGUGGGGGUGGUACAAAAAAUUUCGAUUCUUCUGGUGCCGUGCCUAUGACAGGAGAAGAAGUCUCGCGGAGGUGUCUCACCGGCGGUAACUCCUCCUGCAGCACGUCUGCGACAAGUAGCAAAAGCACGCUGCCGCAGUACAAUAGUGGCAUAUAUGGAGCAGGCGCGGGCCCCGCCGCGCCCAUGAUGGGAAGCGGCGGCCCUGGUAGUUCUGCUAACGGUAGCGGUUCUACUUCUUACGGGCAUCAAGCAAUACACAGCACGAAUUCAGCGUCAAAUCACCCGUCGCCACAGGAGCAGCGGAGUCACAGCCACCAGAGCACGUACUCGAAUCAGAGCGCCUCGAGUGCCGGUUCUUCGCAUCUGCAAAACCCGAACUCACCGGAAGCGCUCGCGCGGGCCUACGUGCUGGCUGCCACCGCCCGUCAAGCCAGCGGAAACAAGAAACACACCUUUCUGCGACGGUUUCACGCGUUGCUUUGUCUCCGGGAGGAGGUGGCCGCGGAGCUCGAUAUUCCGCGGCAGCAAUGCGCCAGCGACGAGGCGCUGAUGCAGGUCGCAUGUUGGCUUCCCACGAAGGAGGAGGAGCUCCGGCAGUGCAACCUGAUCUGGCGUCAGCACCUCGCCCGCGACGCGACUGGCCGCGAAAUACUGCUGAAAACCUGCAGCACUUUCAAAAUCGUGGCCGAGUAUCAGCGAAGAAAUCCGGCGCCCGUGCCGCCAAUGCAGGCAUCGAAGGGCAGCGGUGGACCCGGAGGUCCACGCGGAGGUCCUGGUGCGCGCGGCGGCGGCGGGGGAAAACACAUGCACCACAACGGGGGAGGCGGAGGCUACUACUAGAUACGGGAAAAUGUCCAUGUUCUAGAAGUAGGAUGCUUGUUCACCUCUCUUUCUUCUGCUGCUUCCGCGAGCAUGUUUGUGAUACCAACAUUGACCACGCGUCACCGUUUGUUUCCGGAAACGGAAUACAACUUCAACAGCAAGAGCAUCUUUUUCUCCUGAGAACAAAGCGACCUUACCUCCCGAAGCAGAGAUAUAGUUUUUCAAUCACUGAUAUCCCUGUGUACCUAUACUAUACUUUUGUGACCACCUCCUGUUCGAAAGCUCCUCGACGACAAAUUUCGACACGACACUCCGCAGCUGUGCGUGGUGAAGCAGCUCGGUCUGUGCCCACUCUGCAGCUGACAAGCGAGAAUUAUUCACUGCUGGAGUUCCUCCUACCGACAGCGCCCGGCACGUAAUAGUAUGUUGAGUAAACCAAAACCUGCGACAAAAAAAAAUUGAGUGAUAUAUCAAUUUGUCAUCAGAACGACGACGACCUAUCAUCAUGAUGCAUCAAGAGCAACACAUCAAAAUGUCGGCAAACGCAACCGCAUUUUGCAAUGUGGGGGAAGGCGCAACAAGCUGCAACGGAUGAUCUUCAAUGCGAAUGCGAAAGAACAAGCAAGCAAAAAGACACCUACUCCGUCGACGGCUUCGACUUGGAAGUCUUGAU